AUGCCUUCCAUAAUCUCUACUCUCUUCAAGAAAUCAGAUCCCCCCAAGGAUACACCUCUAGCGGAACAACUCAAUCAGCCUACUGAGAACCAGGUCGGCAAGACGAAUGGUCCAUCGGAUACGGAUGCCCAAUGCCAGGAAGAAGAGAAAGGCUCCAAGCCACCUAGCGAGAAAGAGAGUACAUUAGUUGAUGAACCGAUGAGAGACACGACGGUCCCCGAUGAUUCAAACAAGGAGGCUGCCGCAAAUCACUCGCCUGGAGUAAUGUCUAACGAGGACUCGAACAAGGAGCCCGUCCCUAAAGAGCAACCGGAGAAGGAAGCUACUACAGAAAAUUACGAGAAGAACGAGAUUGUCGAGACUUCUUCCGAUGCGGAGAAUAAAGAAAAUGAUGUGCCUGAAUAUCCGUCAGCCUGGAGACUUGUCCUAAUUACCAUCGCGCUGUGUCUUUGUGUGUUCUGUGUGGCCUUGGAUAAUACAAUUAUUGCAACUGCCAUCCCCAAGAUUACUGAUCAAUUCAAUUCGCUCAACGAUGUGGGUUGGUAUGGUAGUUCGUACCUACUAACAACCUGCUCCGUAACUCUCAUGUUUGGCAAAUUCUACACCUUCUAUUCUAUUAAAUGGAUCUACCUCUUUGCCCUCUCGAUCUUCGAGAUUGGCUCGCUCGUCUGCGGUGUCACUCCAAACUCGGUCGGCUUAAUUUGUGGGCGCGCCAUUGCAGGCCUCGGUGCUGCAGGCCUCUUCUCGGGUUCGAUCUUGAUUAUUUCCCAGAGUGUGCCUCUCGACAAGCGGCCCAUGUAUACAGGGCUGGUAGGCUCCAUGUUUGGCAUUGCCAGUGUUGCUGGUCCCCUCAUGGGAGGCGCUUUCACUGACAGACUGACUUGGCGCUGGUGCUUCUACAUUAACCUUCCAAUUGGCGCGGUCACCUUCUUUUUCAUCCUGUUCUUCUUUAAGUCCCCCGGGGCCAUCAAGAACAAGAAGGGAUGGAAGGAGCAAAUUGCUGAGAUGGAUCUCCUGGGCUCACUUUUCUUUCUGCCUGCCAUUAUCAGUCUACUCCUUGCCCUCCAAUGGGGUGGAACCAAGUACCCUUGGGGAAACGCUCGCAUCAUCGCGCUGUUUGUCGUCUUUGGUGUCCUGAUCAUUAUCUUCAUAGGUCUGCAGUAUUGGGGCCAGGAUCGUGCCACUGUUCCUCCACGCUUGAUCAAGAACCGCAAUGUCUGGGGUGCUGCGUGGUAUUCGCUCGCCCUAGGCGCGGCGUACUUUGUUCUCGUCUACUAUCUUCCGAUUUGGUUCCAGUCUAUCAAAGGUGCCACGGCUGUGAAGUCAGGCAUCAUGAACCUGCCGAUGAUCAUCGCAGUCGUGGUGGUUUCUAUUCUGGUCGGUGGCCUGGUCACCGCUUGUGGUUACUAUACUCCUUUCAUGAUCUUCUCGGCAAUCAUCAUGACCAUCGGUGCUGGACUAUUAUCUACGCUAGAAGUUGAUUCUGGCCACCCCAAGUGGAUCGGAUACCAAGCGCUCUUCGGUAUCGGGCUGGGCUUGGGUAUGCAGCAGCCCAUGAUGGUUGCUCAGACAGCUCUCAGCGCCGGGGAUGUCCCCAGCGGCACAGCCAUUGUUAUGUUCGCUCAAACUCUAGGCGGCUCAAUCUUUGUAUCUGUCGCCCAGAAUGUUUUUCAGAAUCAGCUGUACCAGAAUCUCGCCAAGUAUGCGCCCGAUGCUGAUGCUAUCAAAAUCGUCUCUGCUGGAGCAACUAUGCUGCGGACUGUCGUAUCCGGAUCGACCCUGCAUAGCGUUUUGGUGGCAUACAAUGCGGCUAUCACGCAGACUUUCUACGUGGCUGUGGCUAUGGGUGCAUUGUCACUCGUCGGACCCAUCUUCGUCGAGUGGAUCUCGGUCAAGGGAAAGAAAGUCGAGAUUGCGGCGGUUUAA
Molecule: messenger RNA, 1926 nt
Organism: Penicillium macrosclerotiorum
Lineage: Eukaryota; Fungi; Ascomycota; Eurotiomycetes; Eurotiales; Aspergillaceae
Product: MDR family MFS transporter
Exons: 4
Coding region: 1-1926 (641 amino acids)
Biological process (GO): transmembrane transport
Molecular function (GO): transmembrane transporter activity
Source: RefSeq, a predicted model, not a curated record